This is a messenger RNA of Arachis duranensis, 834 nucleotides long. RefSeq lists its product as uncharacterized. Gene Ontology annotation, molecular function: protein binding. The coding region runs from base 1 to 834 and encodes 277 amino acids. NCBI's taxonomy places the organism in Eukaryota, Viridiplantae, Streptophyta, Magnoliopsida, Fabales, Fabaceae. The transcript has 4 exons. The record is from RefSeq and is a predicted model, not a curated record.
AUGUCAUCGACAAACGAAGUAAAUAAAGAAGAAGAAGGAAUUGGAAUAGAACUGGCCGGAGCCGAUGAAGAACUGCGUGAAAAGCUAGUCCAAUACACACUAGAAGGCAAUUGGAUUGAAGUAAAGAAGAUUUACCGCUCAAUCCCAAAGUCCCGAACCAUAACGGUUAACAAUUCUGAGGACACGGCGUUGCACGUGGCGGUGGAUUUGGACGAAGAAAAUGUUGUUAAAGAUCUUGUGAGUAUAAUCGUAGAGCAUGAAAAGAGUGCUCUGAAGAAAGGGAACAAGCACGGCGAUACACCUCUCCAUGUGGCGGCGUCGAGGGGGUUUGCGAGACUGUGCAAGUGCAUCAUCGGGGAGAAUGAGGAGAGGAUAGAGUUGAGGACAUUGAAGAACAACAAUGGGGAGACACCAUUGUUUCUUGCUGCUUUGAAUGGGAACAAAAAAGCAUUCGCCUACCUCUCUCAAACAUUUCAUGAUCGUCACCAAAUUAUUUUGCCUCAUCUUGUGCGUCAUCAUCAGGAUAGUAUUCUUCAUUGUGUUAUCCAGAGGGAAUAUUUCGAUUUAGCAGUGAUAAUAGCGCAUAAUUUUCCUAUGCUUACUACACUUCGAAAUGAGCAUGGAUGCACCCCUCUCAAAGUUCUUGCUACUAAGCCCUCGGCUUUCCCAAGUGGAAUCAAAUUUUCAUGGUGGAAGCGGAUCCUCUAUCACUGUAUUCUCGUAGAGCCACUGAAUGCUGAGCAUAGACUGAAGAAGAUUCGAGAAAAGAUGGAGGCUAAAUCCGAAGAAAAGUUCCCAAAGAAUUACGCCACAUUAUGGGACUUCAUUAUUUAA